CCCACACCCAGCACACGGCAACACUUGCCAACUCGGCUGCCGGCAAGAGAGUGAGCGCGCGCAUCGACCGCCGCCUGCGCAUUGUGCGAUGAAGGCGGCCAAUCUGCAGCACCAUUGGAGAACCUGAAAUACUAAAUGCACCAAGCAGAGGGUCGGCCGGCCAGUGGAAUGCGAAUCCCGCGCGGGCAGACUGCGUCGAGAGCGUCGAGCGUGGACGGCAAAUGGCCGGGCCAUCCACCAUGCUGGGCUCCUCGGCAACGCCCACCCAGAAGUCCUAUGUCUCGCAGACACAGCAACAGCAGCAACAGCAGCAGCAGCAACAACAACAACAACAACAACAACAACAACAACCGCAGCUGGCGGGUGCUGCGAGCUCUCGGCCGAGCUUCGAACGCGAUGCCCUGCAGCCUCCAGCCCCCAAUGGCGGCCGCAAUCUCUCGGCCUCCGCCGUGAAUUUUGCCUCGCGCGGCCCGUCGCUGAACCCGUCUCCCAUGCCCGGCAGCUUCAGCUCCGAGCUCCGCAGCCAGAUGAACGUCUCCCGCGCAGGCUCGCGACUCGACUUGUUCCCUUCGCUCGAGAAGCUGGACGAGGACGAUGGCCCGACCCAGGAAAAGACGCUCGCGUACUUGCGCGAGGCCCUCAGCCGCGAGAUGAAGAUCAAGGAGGGCAGCGAGAACAUGUUGGAAGCGCUGAACUCUAAGAAAGCGAAGCAAACCAAGGAGCAGCGGCAGAGAGUCGAGGCAGAGCUCAACUCCUCCAACCUGCGCAUCAAGGAGCUGCGCCAGAAGCUCGCCGACGCCCAGCGCGCCAAGGCUGUCCCGACGACGCCGACCAGGACGAGGACGGACGGUCUGUUCCCGGGCGCCAAUGGCUUGCGCUCCCCGCCCAGCGCCUCGAGGAGCGGUGUCGGAUCCGAUGUCGACGAACCCACCGAGUCGCCCACCUUCGCCCUCACCGAGAUCCUGCAGGCUUUGGAGGUCGCGGGGAUGACGCCGGACUACUACGUGUCCAGGGCAAACAGCCUUGUCGACCUCUUCAAGCGGCAUCCGACGCUCAAGUACGACCUUGUGUGGUCCGUCUUCGGCCUCCGAAUGCAAGCUUUGCUGCUGAGCGACAGCCGCGAGGUGGUUGCCGCCGGGUACAGGAUGAUACGAUAUGCCAUUUCGGACAUCAACUCGCUGAGAAACAUCCGGGCGCUCAAGACUGAUUACCUGGUGACGUGGUCUCUGGUCAAAGACCGCAAAUCAGACGUCGAACGUGAGCAGGCCCUCAAGCUCGUGCGUGCCUUCCUUGACGUUAAGGACGGCGUCCGCGAGAUCUCGAGAGCCGUCGUUCGCUCGAUCGCUGCGGCCGCCGAGGAGCCUGAGGACAGACUCCGGCCCAUCUGCCUCGAGACGCUCGCCGAAAUCUUAGUCCGCGACCCGCAGCUGCUGAUCGCCUCGGGGGGCAUGUCUGCGUUGCACGAAGCGCUGGCGGAUGGUUCGUACAAGGCGUCCGAGAGUUUGACAGGUGCCUUUCUCUAUCUCCUCGACGCUCCCCAUCGACGCAAAUACUUGCGGCCUGGGAGCGAGCUCGAAGUUCUUUUUACCGCCUUCACCGACGAGCUGGCGUCCAACGAGCGGUUUCUGAAACAGAGCGCCAAGUCCGUAGCGUCGGCUCUCAAGACGUGGUCGGGUCUCAUGUGCUUGUCCAUGUACAACUUCCGUGCCAUCAAAUCCAUGAUCACGAGCAUGGUUGUCCAGACGGGGCCCAUCCAAGAGACCAUUCUUGAUCUCAUCUUCUCGCUCCUGCGCAUCAAGCCCCCAGCGUGGGCAACCUCGUUCCUGGCCGGCCGUCGACUCACCACCUACGGCCGUGUGGCGAACCUCAAGUCGACUACGACCAAGGCCUCUCACAGCGAGUUCGAAGAAGACGUAGGAGAGCAGAACUUUCUGGAGCAUUACACCGCUCUUCUUCUCGCCGUCUUCAUCAAGUCCGGUGUCGUUCAGGCCCUUCUUAAGCUCAGCCGGGACAACAAGAACCCGACGCUCAAGCGGAAAUCGACUCUCCUGAUAGGAGAGAUAUUGAAACUGUCAAGUCGACUGCUCCCACCCUCCUGGAGCAGCGAGUUGCAGUUGCUUCCCGAGUUGUUCGUCUCGGCGGCCAGGCUCCAAGACGAGAGUCACUUUUCGGCCACCGGGGUCGUUUACCAGAUAAGCAGCGUCAGCAAGACGCUGUACAGGUCAUCUCCCUCGGCUUACCUCCCUUCUGCGCACCACCACAUGGAGCUUGGUGCGCUCGACGAGCAUCCCAAAAGCAACGCUUCCAUGAACUUCGAUGACGGCACUUUUCGGCAGCUCCUGCUCGAUUCAAAUGUGCUAAACAGCUCCAACUACACAAAGUGGAAUUGGGACGUCAUUCUCAGACUCAUCGAAGGACCGCUUACCAGCGGCAAGAGGCUGGAAGAAGCCAUCAAGGCAUCCAAGUUCAUAAAACGGAUCAUGAGCUUCUACCGCCCGUUCAAGUUCAAGUUCUCCGAGAUCAAGAGCUCACGAACUUCCCAGAAGUACGUCCGGACCGGGUGUGCCCUCAUGCAUGCCCUGCUUCAGAGCCCCGAGGGCGUCAGGUAUCUUUCCGACAACAAAAUGCUGCGGCAGAUCGCCGAAUGCUUGGCCCAGUGCGAUCCCACGAGCGGCUUGACGGCCCAGGACCCCAUGUUCUCCAAGGACCGGCUCGCCGACACACUGUGCGGCGGGUAUUUCCCAAUGCUUGGCAUCCUGAGUGGGGAUGCCAAAGGCAUGCAGAUGUUGGACCGCUGGCGCAUAUUCAACAUGAUAUACCGCAUCCUUGACCUCAAGCAGCGGCCAGACCUCAUCAAGCUUAUGCUCGCCAACUUUGACUACUCUCUCCAGGGGCAUCCCCGGGUGUUGUUGUCGAAAGCUCUGACCGCCGGGACGAAGGACAUCCGGAUAUAUGCGACAAAUACGCUAAGGAAGUAUGUGACUCACCCGCAGCUGGCGCCUCAAGGCCAGGGGGCGACCGAUUCAAAGUGGGCGAUCCAGCUUCUCGUGACGCAACUGUACGAUCCCGAGGUCGAGGUGUGCGCGACUGCGGUCAAGAUACUCGAGAAGGCCUGCAACACAAAGAACCACCUCGAGUACAUCGUCGAAUGCCGGCCAGCGCUCGAUCAUCUGGGCGAGAUAGGAGCUCCCCUGCUCUUGCGCUUCCUCUCGACGUCGAUCGGCUACCACUAUCUAGAUGGGCUGGACUACAUCAGCAACGAGAUGGACGACUGGUUUCUGGGCCGGAAUGACUCGUACGUCAGCGUCAUCGAGGCGAGCCUCGCGCGCGCAUUUCUCGACCACCCCCAGGACGACCACACAAACCGGCUCAGCGUGUUUGAUGACGAGGAGGAAAUAGAGGCCGACAGCCAUGUCCCGCCACACUUCUACCGCGAACUCACUCGGACGCAGGAGGGAUGCAAACUCCUCAGCGAAAAGGGCCACUUUGACGAGUUUGUGGCGACGAUCCGCGAGCAUGGCAUGCAGUCGGACGACCCCGAGAUGAUCGUCAAGGUCAAGGGGUGUCUCUGGGCGGUGGGCAACGUCGGCUCGAUGGAACUUGGCGCUCCGUUCCUCGAGUCGUGUGACGUGGUCGAACAGAUUGUCAACAUUGCCCAGAACCACGAGAUCAUGAGCCUGCGCGGGACCGCCUUCUUCGUGUUGGGCCUCAUCUCGCGCUCAAUCCACGGCCUCGAGAUCCUCUCGGAGAACGGCUGGGACGCAAAUACAAACAUCCUGGGUCACUCCCUCGGCCUGUGCAUCCCCACCGACCUCUCCCAGCUUUUCUCCCUCCAGCCGUGGCAGCAUACGCCCGUGACCAGCAUCGAGCUCCCCGACAGCCAAAAGACGGAAACCGCCAAGGUCCCCGCGGUGCCGUCCCGGCCGCGCUCCGAAUCGCUCAUCAAAGCGCUGCAAGAGGCCGAGCAAGAGGCGGCCGGCUCGGACGGACAGCCCGCGGCGUCCGAGCUGCUCCCGCCGCCCGUCGAGCUCGACCCGGACCCGACCAACCAGCGCAUCCUCGAGCUGGUCAUCGACAUGUCCAACAUGGUGCUGUACCGGCGGGCGCGCAACGAGCUGAUGCAGAUCAAGACGCAGAAGCGGGCGGCCGGGUUCACGCAGCCGCACCUGUUCCGCAAGGUCAUGUCCCUGCUCGAGUGCCACCACUACCGACUGGCGGACCGGAACAUGAUUGUCGGCCUGUUCGAUAAGAGCGUGCUGAGGGCGGUGGUGUACGGGGAGGACGAGAGCGAGGGUGGCGAGGGCAGCGAGGAGGACAGUGAGGAGGAGGAAGGGGAGGAAGAGGAGGAGGAGGAGGGAAACGGCGGCGGAGGUGGCCGGCAGAGCGAUAGCGACGACGAGCAGGAGGCGGAGCACGAAGAAGAGGACGAUGACGACGACAAUGACCAGGAGGACGAGGAGGAAGAAGGGCGUGAUGACGAGGAUGAGGACGAGGAUGGGGAAAGCUCCGGUGAUGACCAGCGCACGGAGCGGCAGCGGAGCGUGAGUGACCCGGCAGAUCUCAAGGGGCGGGGCGUCAGCACAGCGUUCGGUCGGUAGCUGGGUGACGGCGUCAUGUGUUCAUUUUCCUCUUUUUUUUCUUUUAUUUGGUGUCAGGAUAUCCAUGAAGAUAUGUGCAAGCAUGAAUAGCGGACUCGAGACACGAGUCGGCGUCGGCUGUAUUUCAAGAAGAUGCAAAAGGGUUCGUGAUGGCCCCAGGGGAGCGAGGUGGUCAUGGUUAUGUCGGAUUUGCAUAUAUCGGGAGUGGAGGGCCCGGUCUGUCGGAUGAGGAGGUUUGGGAAAGGGGCCGGCGUUUAGGCAUCCGACCUGUGUGAUUGGGCGUCUCUCCCAUCGGUCUUGUGUACACUAUCUGGUGAUGAAGAUUUCUGUCGUGAUGACGGGUGGAAUCUGCAAAUGGACUUCAAUGAACUCGCCGAGGCUCCAAUCCUGCUUGUCCCACCGCGGUCUCUGUGACCCCACUAUUAUUCCCCGCUCUUUGUCGAAUG
Thermothielavioides terrestris NRRL 8126 is the source of this 5044-nucleotide messenger RNA. RefSeq lists its product as uncharacterized. Gene Ontology annotation, biological process: TORC2 signaling. NCBI's taxonomy places the organism in Eukaryota, Fungi, Ascomycota, Sordariomycetes, Sordariales, Chaetomiaceae. Gene Ontology annotation, cellular component: TORC2 complex. Bases 240 to 4598 code for a protein of 1452 amino acids. The transcript is spliced from 2 exons. The record is from RefSeq and is a predicted model, not a curated record.